Paramecium sonneborni is the source of this 391-nucleotide messenger RNA. The record is from the annotation of a GenBank genome assembly. NCBI's taxonomy places the organism in Eukaryota, Ciliophora, Oligohymenophorea, Peniculida, Parameciidae.
AUGAUAAUAAAAUUAAGUAAAUAUAAAAAAGAUAUUAAAAUCAAAAUAUUUACAUAAAAUGCACUAACACUAAUAGGGCUACUGAUACUUCUGCAUGUCCUGAUCCAGUAUGUACAGAUAAUACUGAUGCUACUACAGAUGAUGCAUGUAAAUCAUUUUACGCUAAAUGUUUAACAAACGGAACUGGAUGUAUAACAGCUAGUGCACCCUGUACUUUUUUUUCUUAUGCAAAUACAAAAUUUUGUGUAAAGUUUACAGGUCGUGAUUAGACUGCUCCUUGUAGGUGGAAAAGUGGAGCUAAUUUUGUAGAUAAAACUUGUAGUGAUGUGGAUAGUUUUAAUACAAUUGAUGAUUUAUGUAGUAAAUUUUAGAAGGAUGCGUGACAACUGAA